AUGCAAGGGAUUGCGCAUGUGAAUGGAGUUAGUAGGCGUGAGCUUAAUGACUCUAGUCACUAUGCAAAUCUUUUGCUUAUUAACCGAACCGCAAGUCCUCUCGCAUGGUUUGUUGAAUGUAAGGAUAGGAUUAAUCGUAGCAACGUCAUGCUUCCUUAUUCUUUUCUCCCUAGUAUGGCAGCACCAAGAUUGAGAAAUGCUGCAGAAAAGAUAAAAGCACAACUCAGUGACUACGAUGCAAUCCAUGUUCGUCGAGGUGACAAACUGAAAACAAGAAAAGACAGGUUUCGUGUUGAAAGAACUCAGUUUCCACACUUAGACAGAGACACACGUCCAGAGUUUAUCAUGAGGAGGAUACAGAAGCAGAUUCCACCAGGGAGAACUCUUUAUAUCGGUUCUAAUGAGAGAACCUCUGGAUUCUUCUCGCCUCUCUGCCAGGUACAAAGUGGUUUAUUCAUCGAAUUUCAGUGA
Molecule: messenger RNA, 471 nt
Organism: Eruca vesicaria subsp. sativa (arugula)
Lineage: Eukaryota; Viridiplantae; Streptophyta; Magnoliopsida; Brassicales; Brassicaceae
Source: the annotation of a GenBank genome assembly